GCCUGCCAAUGCCUGUUCUAUGAGGAGCCAGGAGCAAGUCAGCAUGGGCUCAUCAGCCAGCAUGCUGACAGCCCUCCUCUUUCUCCUGGAUGUUGGAGGAGCUCAAGUGUUAGCAACAGGCAAGUCAGCUGAGGCUGAAACUGAUAUCAAAUACGCCAUCAUCGGGACAGCUCUGGGUGUUGCCAUAUUAGCUGGCUUCCUGGCCCUGAAGAUCUGCAUGAUCAAAAAGCACUUGUUUGAUAUUGAUUCCUCAGACCUGAGAUUCAAUGAUACCAUCGCACUAAAGAAGACAGCCCCAAGAGAUGCGCAAGCGGUUGAACUCUAAGUGAGCAGCCACUCAGGAGAGGUUUGCAGUCUAGACAACUACCCACUGCAGUUUUGGAGAUGUCUUGAAUUUGAAUGUCCAAAACUGGUGAUGGAUCUUCACAUGGCAUUUAAUAUCCAGGGCAAAUAUGUUAUUUGAACGGAAUCUAUGGUGCCUCUGUCCUGAAGGAAAAUAUCACUUGUCUUCUGCAAGAAGCUUGCUACAUAGAGGGAGGCAUGAGCACUUUAUCCAGUAGUUAGAAAGGAUGGAAGCCACUGAAUUCAUACUGCCUAUCCUGGUCCCCAUGUCAGAGCUGUCAUGCUUCUGUGAUGGCAUUGCUUCUACCACAGCAAUGCUUAUGGAAUGAGAACCCAACUCAGGACACUGCCUCUUUAGCAUCACCAUCUUACAACAGGUAAGCAGCAUUUUCCAGAACUCAUGGCUUUACCUUCUUAGCUGCCAGAAGAAUCCGCCCAUGAACAUUCAGGUGUCUUGAUACAUGAAGACCAUGGGGCAGUCUCUAUUCCUAUAUAUGAAACACUGAUCUUCCAUAGAAGAAAUGGCAUGCUGGAUUAAAGUGAGAGAAGGAGGUGGCCAUGGACUGAGACUGGAGCUCUGCAGCUCCUAAAAUGAUGGGACCAACAAAAGACUAAAUGGGAAAGCAGAUGCUGUGCCUUGUAGAAAGCUAUACAAAUAUAAAUAGAUAUUGUUAUACUUAUAGAAUUAUUUUUUGGUUAUUAUUACAAUGUACCUACCUUGUCAUGGGGAGGCUUAAGAAAUCCACAUAUUUUUGUUAUUCUCAUAAACAUAAGACUCUGUGACACACCCCUGUUAACAUUUCUCUGCCCUGUAAUAUCAACCUUGUGUUUCUGGGGCUGCAUUAAAAGUACUGUUUGCCUCUCUGUUCAACAGAAAUCCAGGUGGUUAUAUGGAGUAGUUCUCCUUGGAUUUGAUUACUCUCCUCAUGUGUGAUCAAAGAUGAGCUAUAUUUCAAAACAAAGUGCUGUGUUACAAUAAUUUGCCUGGAUUCCCAGGGCAUCUUUCAUCUGACUUGAUAACAAUGUAGUUCAUUAGCAGCCUUUGUUAACUGAUAACCUAAAGCAGUAAUGCAAUACUCAUAAGUAAUUUUCUGUGUGUAAGAUAAAAUAA
Messenger RNA from Phyllostomus hastatus (greater spear-nosed bat), 1453 nucleotides. RefSeq names its product transmembrane protein 273 (gene TMEM273). The coding region runs from base 20 to 325 and encodes 101 amino acids. The record is from RefSeq and is a predicted model, not a curated record. Lineage: Eukaryota; Metazoa; Chordata; Mammalia; Chiroptera; Phyllostomidae. The transcript is spliced from 5 exons.